Plasmodium malariae is the source of this 1683-nucleotide messenger RNA. It is a transcript of the gene CDPK3, whose product is annotated as calcium-dependent protein kinase 3, putative. The transcript is spliced from 5 exons. Gene Ontology annotation, biological process: protein autophosphorylation; peptidyl-serine phosphorylation; intracellular signal transduction. Gene Ontology annotation, molecular function: calmodulin binding; calcium ion binding; ATP binding. The coding region runs from base 1 to 1683 and encodes 560 amino acids. Gene Ontology annotation, cellular component: cytoplasm; nucleus. The record is from RefSeq and is a predicted model, not a curated record. NCBI's taxonomy places the organism in Eukaryota, Apicomplexa, Aconoidasida, Haemosporida, Plasmodiidae.
AUGAUAGAUAAUAAGAUGAACGAGUCAUACACAAAACGAAAUAAGCACAUCCGUGAUAACGGAACUAGAAAUAAGUCGAAGAUAUACAAGGAAAAAAUAAAGAAAAAAAAAAGCUCCAAUAAAUGCAUAAAAAAUAAUAACGUUCUGUAUGAAGACAGCAAAGGAACAAGUACUAAAGAAGAACUAAUAGACUUAAAGUUAAAAGAAUCAAAAUUGGGCGAAAAACAAUUUAAUAAAAGUGCAAGGUAUAAAGAUACUCUAAUCAAAUCGAUGAAAGGUGAGGAUUUCAAAUUUUCAAGAAGAGGAUUUAUUUUAAGUUUUUCAGGAAAUUUAGAUGAUUUUUAUAAUUUAUCAGAAGAACCAAUAGGAAAAGGUACAUAUGGAUGUGUAUAUAAAGCAACAGAUAAAAUGUUAAAAAUUUCAAGGGCUGUUAAAGUAGUAUCAAAGAAAAAAUUAAAAAAUAUACCACGAUUUAGACAAGAAAUUGAUAUAAUGAAAAAUUUAGAUCAUCCAAAUGUAAUAAAAUUAUUAGAGACAUUUGAAGAUGAAGAACAAAUAUAUUUAGUUAUGGAAUUAUGUACAGGUGGUGAAUUAUUUGAUAAAAUUGUAAAAAAAGGUUCCUUUUCAGAAAUAUAUUCUUCUUUUAUAAUGAAACAAAUAUAUUCUGUAUUAAAUUAUUUACAUAUUCGAAAUAUUUGUCAUAGAGAUAUUAAACCUGAAAACUUUUUAUUUUAUGAUAAAUCACCUGAAUCGUUAAUAAAAAUCAUUGAUUUUGGUUUGGCAUCUUACUUUAGCGACAUAAAUUUGGAAAUGAAAACAAAAGCUGGUACUCCUUAUUAUGUUGCUCCUCAAGUGUUAGCAGGCUCCUACGAUUAUAAAUGUGAUAUAUGGUCAACCGGUGUGUUAUUUUACAUACUUCUGUGCGGCUAUCCCCCCUUUUAUGGCGAAAGUGACCAUGAGAUAUUAAUUAUGGUGAAAAAGGGGGAAUAUAAUUUCAAGGGGAAGGAAUGGGACAACGUAACACAAGAGGCAAAAGAUCUGAUUAAGUGUUGUCUUACCAUGGACCCAAGGAAAAGAAUAAGUGCAAGUGAGGCUCUGAAACAUCCAUGGUUCAAAAAGAAAAAAGGGGCAUUUAAUUUGGAUGUUAAAAUGGACAUACAUGUACUGGAAAAUUUUAAAAACUAUGCACUGUUAUUAAAAUUUCAAAAACUGGCUAUGACAAUUAUAGCUCAACAAAGCAAUGAUUAUGAUUUACAACAACUCAAAUCAGCUUUUCUUCAUUUAGAUGAAGAAGGAAAAGGAAAUAUCACAAAACAACAAUUGAAAAAAGGUUUGGAAAGUAGUGGUUUAAAACUACCCCAAAAUUUUGAUAGGCUUAUCGAUCAAAUAGACAGCGAUGGAAGUGGCAGAAUAGACUACACAGAAUUUUUGGCAGCGGCGCUAGAUAGAAAAAAGUUAACAAAGAAACUAAUGUACUGCGCCUUUCGUGUGUUUGAUGUAGAUAAUGAUGGAGAAAUUACUACCGCGGAAUUGGCACAUAUACUAUAUAAUGGAAAUAAAAAGGGGAAUAUAACUGAAAGAGACAUUAACCAAGUUAAGAAAAUGAUAGGCGAAGUUGACAAAAAUCAUGACGGGAAGAUCGACUUUUACGAGUUCUGCGAAAUGAUGAAGCUAAAGUAUUAG